AUGAGUGUCAUCUACCUCCAUGCUGGGAUGCUUGUCGUCCAGAUCUUGUCUGCCAUAAUUGGCGAUACAAUCAUUCUAUCUUACACGAAAGCGAAGGCCGACCAAGCGCAGAAUGAGGACUUUGCUUCGCAGGAUAGAGAAGCAAAGGAAAAUUAUGAAGUUCACAACAUCUACGAAGAGAAGGAUGAAGGAGAGGAUGAAAUGUUGAAUGAUGUUGAUGAGACCGGGCAGGAAAACGUCAAAUAUAAUGAUGACGACGACAGUUCAGACGAAGAGGACGUUGAUGGUGUUGAUCAUCAUGGUGGGCAUAAUCAUGAACAUGAUGAUGAGGAAGAAAAAUAUGGAGAAAAGGAAGAUGUUACUGACGAUAUGGAUGAACAUCAUUUCAGUAAUGCUGGUUUUGAGGUUGACGUCGCAGUUCACGUCGGUGGACACCAUGGGGCUGACGAAAAUUAUUUUGGUAGAGAUGGUGAAUAUGAUGUCGACGUGGAUGAUAAUAGGGAUGACGACAAUGACGAUAAGGAUGAUUUUGGCAUAGGCGAGGACGAAAAGGAACAUGAGGAUGAUUGA
This is a messenger RNA of Spirometra erinaceieuropaei, 570 nucleotides long. NCBI's taxonomy places the organism in Eukaryota, Metazoa, Platyhelminthes, Cestoda, Diphyllobothriidea, Diphyllobothriidae. The record is from the annotation of a GenBank genome assembly.